AGGGCGGGGGGUUAUCGUUUAUCGCCCGAUUAUCUGAUGAACGGUGUCGGAUUCGGACUCCAAUUCAUCAAACCAGUACAUGAGGUCGAAGUGGUGCGAUCGGUCACACGAACGUUGUCCAUAAACUGAACUGAAUAACAGACCGACACCGAGAUACGUUACUUUUUGUGUGCAACUACGGUUCUUGUGAACGAUGUUCUUUAACAAACCGUCUUCGGGUUACGUCGACCCGUUCGACUUGAAGAACGACGACCACGACGUGCGGGACGACCACGACGACCGAGACGACCGAGACGACCAAGAUAGGCAAGACGAUGGAAACGAGAGUCCAUCGUUCAACAAUGCGGCGGACUUCAGCAACACGCAGCCGGAGUUGCCGAACGAAAUUUCGGCGCCGUACGAGGUGCCUCAGUUUCCCAUAGAGCAGAUCGAGAAGAAGCUGCAGAUACAACGGCAAAUUAAUUACAAGGUGCUCGAGGACAGGCGCAGCCACUACGAACCGUCGAUUUCGGGCCAAGUGGAGGUGGACGAGUUGGACGAUCAUGAUUUGUACGUUCCACAUUUCCAAAGAGUCUCCAUAUCGGGAGAAGACACCAGUGGGGUACCACUCGAAGAUUUGGAACGGGCCGCGAAGUUGCUCAUUCAGGCUUUGGAAAUACGAAAGAGAUACAUGAAGAUGUCGUACCAAAGUUUCUCGCAAACGGCCGCAAGAUUUUUAGAUCCGGACAAGGAACAACAGCAUCACGACGAAAAACAAUCCAUAGAAGAUUCAGAAGAAGAACUUUAUUUGCGGUCCAGAGGUCCAAGAAGUUCUUCGUUCGAUGAUUAUUAUAUCACGAAGUUGCUGAGUACUGACAGUAAUAUUUCACAGAACGGUGGUGAAGAUCACGGCAUCCAUCCCCCGAUCCACAAGCCAUGGGAGGCGCCCGUGGUACCGGACACCGAGCACGUGAUCAAAAACAACCGGGGCGUCUACGAGGUGUUCGCCAAUCAGGCGGACUGUGUCGCCAACAAACCGUGCCCAUACGAUUAUCCGGACGUCGUCCAGUUCACCACCGACUUCUACAAAAUGUGCACCAUGAUCGCCGACGGACCACUGAAGUCGUUCUGCUACCGCCGUUUGAGCUAUCUGUCGUCCAAGUUCCAGCUGCACGUGCUCCUCAACGAGCUGCGCGAGUUGGCAUCGCAGAAGGCGGUACCGCACCGGGACUUUUAUAACAUACGUAAGGUCGACACUCACAUUCACGCGGCUUCAUGCAUGAAUCAAAAACACUUGUUGCGUUUUAUCAAGAAAACACUCAAAAACAAUGCGGACGAGGUGGUGUCGGUCACCAACGGGGUACCUAUGACGCUCAAGGAAGUGUUCCAGGUAUCGAUGAAUCUCACUACAUACGAUUUAACAGUAGACAUGUUAGAUGUGCACGCCGACAGAAACACCUUCCAUCGCUUCGACAAGUUCAACGCCAAGUACAAUCCGAUUGGUGAAAGUAGACUGAGGGAAGUGUUCUUAAAGACCGAUAACUAUCUUAACGGGAAAUACUAUGCGAGCAUCAUCAAGGAGGUGGCGAGCGAUUUGGAGGAGUCCAAGUACCAAAAUGCUGAACUGAGAUUGAGCAUCUACGGCAAGAGUAUGGAUGAAUGGGACAAACUGGCAAAAUGGGCAAUGACGUCUAACGUCUAUUCGGAUAACGUCCGUUGGUUAAUCCAAAUCCCUAGAUUAUUUGACAUCUUCAAGUUGAACAAAGUGUUGACUAACUUCCAAGAGGUGAUCGACAAUAUUUUCGUGCCUCUGUUCGAGGUGACGGCCAAACCCAGUUCCCAUCCGGAGUUGCACAACUUCCUGCAGUACGUCAUCGGCUUCGAUUCGGUGGACGACGAAAGUAAACCUGAGAAAAAUCCGUUGUUCGACAAAGACACACCAACCCCCGACGAAUGGAACGACUACGAGAACCCGAACUACGCCUACUACCUAUACUACAUGUACGCCAAUCUGUGCGUGUUAAAUCAUUUCAGGGCGGAGAAGGGCUUACACACCUUCGUGCUGCGCCCCCAUUGCGGCGAAGCCGGACCCGUCCAACAUUUGGUCUGCGGCUACCUCCUCUCAGAAAACAUCUCCCACGGCCUGCUGCUGAGAAAAGUACCGGUACUCCAGUACCUGUAUUACCUGGCUCAAAUCGGCAUCGCCAUGAGUCCGUUGUCCAACAACAGCCUCUUCCUGAACUAUCACAGGAACCCGUUGCCCGAGUACCUGUCCAGAGGCCUGGUGGUAUCGCUAUCGACCGACGAUCCGCUCCAGUUCCACUUCACCAAGGAACCGCUUAUGGAGGAGUACAGCAUCGCGGCGCAGGUUUGGAAACUGUCCAGCUGCGACAUGUGCGAGCUGGCCCGCAACAGCGUGCUGAUGUCCGGCUUCCCUCACAAGGUCAAGCAGUACUGGCUGGGACCCAACUAUACGAAGGAGGGCGUGUCCGGCAACGACAUCGCGCGCACGAACGUGCCCGACAUACGUGUCGCCUUCAGAUACGAGACGUUGAUCGACGAGCUCUCCAAUAUAUUCAAGCCGCACUCCAAGUUAGAUGGGAAGGAACCGGCUCAAUAGGGUUUCCGAUCUUAUAUGACGACUUAACAACUACACCUAGACAGUUUUAAGUAUAAAUAAAUAAUAAUAAAAAAGAAAUGUUCAAUUAAUGUAUUCAUUACGAUUAUCUCUGUUCGGAUAGUAUCGUACCUAUUUAUUUUAGAUGAAUCAAAUUCGAUUAAAUCGAUUAAUUCGAUUAAUUCGAGCGUAAUAACGUUCUUUACACAUACUACUAAUAACUAAUAGGUAUAGGUAUAGUUGAUUGAUUCAUUCAAUAUAUACCCAACCAAUUAUUUUUAAACAAAUAAUCGUUGUAUUGAAACAUUAGUGUUGUGAUCACAAUCGCCUUAGUAGCUCGUUACUCAUGUUGGAUAGAAUUUUAUAACGAAAAUAUUAGUUUAUACUUUUAUAUUUUAUUGACGAAUAUUUUUAUAGUACUUUUAUACAUUUUUCAAUUGUUUUAAUAUUGUUAAUUUUGUCUGUUCUUAUUCUUACCUAUUUUAUGCUGAUCAAAAAGCAACUGUUUGUUUCAAUAGUGUGCCCUCAUCUAUAUAUCUAAUAUUCUAAAAUUUCGACCAAUGUAAUUAACAUUUUACAUGUAUACAUGUAGAUACUAAAUAUAUAAUAAAUAUAUGCUAUUAAUUGAA
Molecule: messenger RNA, 3225 nt
Organism: Aethina tumida (small hive beetle)
Lineage: Eukaryota; Metazoa; Arthropoda; Insecta; Coleoptera; Nitidulidae
Product: AMP deaminase 2
Exons: 9
Coding region: 194-2599 (801 amino acids)
Biological process (GO): AMP metabolic process; IMP salvage
Cellular component (GO): cytosol
Molecular function (GO): AMP deaminase activity
Source: RefSeq, a predicted model, not a curated record